This is a messenger RNA of Notechis scutatus (mainland tiger snake), 4377 nucleotides long. The record is from RefSeq and is a predicted model, not a curated record. NCBI's taxonomy places the organism in Eukaryota, Metazoa, Chordata, Lepidosauria, Squamata, Elapidae.
AGGGCGAUGAAUAUUGAUGAGGCUGACCCGGCUCUAUUGUGCAAUUGGAGCGGGGCGAGGUGAAGGCGCAGGCAGAAUGGAGGUGGGGAACUGCGCGGUGCUCGUAGGGCUGGCGCUUCAGCCACAGCAGUAGCUAGACGACGCCGCUGUCGCCUGCACGGGGGGGGGGGGGGCUUUGUUUCAGUCCGCCCGGGCCGUCGCCAUCCCCGUCACCCUCUUCCGUGCCUCGCAGCCAAGGCGGGCGGCUACCAUGGAACCGGGACAGAAGCAGCUGUAAGGGAAAGGCGGGGCCCCCCCCCCCCCCCCGGCCUCCCGAGGAAGAAGACGACAGAGAGCGAGAGCGGCUCGCCCCCAGAGCUUCCUUCUUGCUCCGCCAGGCAGAGAGGCCCCCAGUCCGUGAGCUUGGGGCCAAAACCCUGCAAGCCUUUAAUGGAGGAGGACUUGCCUUUGAAGGCUGCAGGAAUGCUUCCCAUUACAAAGAGCCUGAGGGGAAAAAGAACAAGACUUUGCUACCCAUCUGUCUGGCAUGGAUUGAAGGCAAAAAGAGGAAAGAAGGUGGUAUAAGCCAGUCUUAUCUGCUGCUGUGAAUCUGAGAGGCAGUGACCGGUCUCCCUGUGUGGCCUUGGAUCCUGCACCCAGCCCCUUCACCUCCCUGUAGCCAAUGACCCCCAUGAACCCAAUGAAACCAUCGCUCCCUCCCACCCCGCAUGGUGAUGGUUCAUAUGCCUACGAGUCAAUUCCUUGGCAACAGACUACCAAUCAGCCUGCAGGAUCUCUCUCGGUGGUAACCACUGUUUGGGGCGUCAGCAACACAUCCCAAAGCCAGGUUUUUGGAAAUCCCAUGGGUCCUGGAGGAAACACCGCUGGCAAUCCCAUGAUGCCCAGCGUGGCCAGCAGUGGCUCUGGCAUGAACUCACCACAAUUUAUGGGACAGCAGCCUUUCCCUGAGGGUUCCACAGGCAAAGGUUACGUGCAACCUGGGAUGUACAGCCGCAGUUCAUACCCUGGAGGGCCAGGCUUCACCACAAGUUAUGCAGGGAGCCCAAAUGGCCCAGGGGGAAUGGGCAUUCCUUCUCAUACUGGGAGACCCCCGGCAGACUUCACCCAAGCAGCCGCUGCAGCUGCUGUAGCAGCUGCAGCAGCCACGGCCACGGCCACAGCCACAGCCACAGUUGCUGCCUUGCAAGAAAAGCAGAGCCAGGAGUUGAGUCAGUAUGGAGCGAUGGGUGCUGCGCAGCCUUUCAACAAUCAAUUCCUCCCUCAUUCGGGACCUCGAGGACCAACUGUACCUCCUGGGAUGAAUCCAGCCAGCAUGUUGAACGCCUCUGGGAUGUCACCCAUGAACAUGAACACAGCAAGGACUCCUGCAAUGAGCGCCCUGUAUGCUGGGCAGAGGAUGCCACAACAUGGCUACCCUACUCCACCACAAGGCCAGCAGAUACCCCGGCAAAAUGUCAAGAGAACUUAUUCCAGUGAGGGUUAUCCAGGACAACAAUAUAUACAAGGUGGCCAGUAUCCUUCUCAAGCCGGACAGUACACCACAAAUGUGCCUCAACCAUCUGCUUCGUCACCCUCCUAUCCUGGUCACCGGUUGCCACUGCAACAGGGAGUGAGCCAUUAUCUUUCUGCCUCCAGUACUAGCGGCCCAUACUAUAAGCCUACUGAUCAGUUCAAUGGUCAAAAUGCCAGUUUCAAUGGUGGCAAUUUCAACAGCUAUGGACAAGCUACUAUGAAUGGGCCGGGAAGAUCCAUGCCUGGUUAUCCAAGCUCUCCUUUACCUGGUAAUCCCACACCUCCAAUGACCCCUGGAAGUAAUAUCCCUCCCUACAUGUCCCCAGGACAGGAUGUGAAGUCACCAUUCCUUCCAGACAUCAAACCCAAUAUCAAUUCUUUGCAUCCUUCUCCCUCUCCCAACAUUGGUUCUUUGCAUCCUUCACCAUCUGGAAACCCUUGUGAUGAGUUGCGUUUGACCUUCCCUGUACGGGAUGGUGUAGUGUUGGAGCCUUUCCGCCUCCAGCACAACUUGGCGGUCAGCAACCAUGUCUUCCAGCUCAGGGACUCUGUUUACAAGACUCUGAUGCUCAGGCCUGACUUAGAGCUGCAGUUUAAAUGCUACCAUCACGAGGACCGACAAAUGAACACCAACUGGCCAGCCUCAGUCCAGGUCAGCGUGAAUGCCACCCCUCUGACCAUCGAACGGGGAGACAACAAGACUUCACACAAACCCCUCUACCUAAAGCAGGUCUGCCAGCCCGGCAGGAACACCAUCCAGAUCACAGUCACGGCUUGCUGCUGUUCCCAUCUUUUUGUCCUGCAAUUGGUGCACAGGCCUUCGGUACGGUCUGUUUUGCAAGGCUUGAUCAAGAAGCGGCUGCUGCCGGCUGAGCACUGCAUCACCAAAAUCAAACGGAACUUCAGUAGCGGCACAAUCCCUGGGACUCCAGGUCCAAAUGGCGAAGAUGGUGUGGAGCAGACAGCCAUUAAGGUGUCUCUGAAGUGCCCCAUUACUUUUCGGAGAAUCCAGCUUCCCGCCAGGGGUCACGACUGCAGGCACAUACAGUGCUUUGACUUAGAAUCCUAUCUGCAGCUAAACUGUGAAAGGGGGACUUGGAGAUGUCCUGUCUGCAAUAAAACAGCCUUGUUGGAAGGGCUUGAAGUGGACCAGUACAUGCUGGGAAUCCUGAUUUACAUUCAAAACUCCGAAUUUGAAGAGAUCACCAUCGACCCGACGUGCAGCUGGAAGCCGGUCCCAAUCAAACCUGACAUUCACAUCAAGGAGGAACAGGAUGGGCCCGUGCUGAAGCGUUGCCGUACCAUGAGUCCCACCCACAUGGUGAUGCCCAGCGUCAUGGAGAUGAUCGCAGCCUUGGGACCAGGCCCCUCGCCAUUUGGAUCUUUGCAGUCCUCUUCUGCUGGCGGUGGCACCAAUGACUACACCAACCAAAAUUCAACCUUUUCUGGAUCUUACCCAGAUUCAUUCCCCACCGUGAACCCCGGCACCCCAACGUUAAAUGAAUUCAACCCUGGGCCUCCUCCCAUCUCCUACCAGUCUGACAUUCCGGGCAGCCUGCUGACCCCCGAAAAGCCAACUGUUCCUGGACAGAUGCCUCCAUCAAGCAGGAUGGAUCCUUCUUCACACAAUACGGUGCAACAGGGCCUAAACAACCCCAACCUCAGCAAUCAGCCGGGCCAACAGCCACCGCAACAACAGCAGCAGCAGCAGCAGCAGCAGCCACAACUCCACCAUCGGAAUCCCCCCCUUCCUCCCCCACCAUCACGCCAGGCACCAGGACAGUCAGGCACCGGAGGCCCAGCACAUGGGGGGGAGCUCCCUUUCAACCCUGGUCCUGGGAUGGGAGUGCCCCCUGGGCCUGUGGAUGGGCCUGAACCUUCCCUUGAUCUUCUUCCUGAGCUGACAAAUCCAGAUGAGCUGCUGUCCUACUUGGGCCCCCCCGACCUUCCCAAUAAUAGCAACGAUGAUCUGCUCUCUUUGUUUGAGAACAAUUGAAGCCACCCCAGAUGGAAACCAGGCAUCAUGCUCCACCUACCAUGUUCUCUCUCUCUCUCUCUCUCCCUCCCUCUCUCUCCAUUUUCUUUCUCUCACACACUCAUACACACUUUCACUUACAAUUCUUCCCAUAGCUUCCCAGGCUGUCAUCAAGAGAGAGACCUCACCUUGUAUCCUGGUGGUAGCCAUGAAGCCCUGCUAGUGAAUCAGUUCAAGAGACUUUGGCCAGACAGCCAUCUCCUUUUGCUAGGAUGGCCUCUUGUCUGGAAAAGGGCCUCCAUGGGAGACUAGGAAUGCUUGGUUUACUUGUUUUGAGAAAUCCUUCCAGCCCAGGAGAGAUGGUGGUGCUGCUGCUGUUGAUGGGGACUGUUCCUGAAAAAUGGCUUUUUAUCAUGUUGCUCAGGCCAGAUCAGGUACAGGGCAUUGUCUUGUUUCUAAUAAUAUUCCCAAGGUAUCCCCAACAAACCUGCAGCCAGGGGAGGAAGAAAUGCAUCUGGUUAGUCUUUGGAAAUGUUAGUAGAACUGACAACUCCCAUCAUGUGCAUCGUUCUUGACAUCUUGGAAUGAGUAUGUCUGCCUGAUCAUCUAAAGCUAUGGAAUGAAACUGACACCUCAUACUUCAUCCACUUUUCUCGUGGAUUUUAAAGAACAAAUUCCAAGGACAUCAGAGCUCCACUAUAUCUAGAGAAAGCAGAUAAAGCUUGCCUGCUCUUAUCUGUCCCUGGAUCUGAAGCCCUCCUCCCAUGAGCUACAGUGGUUCUUCCUGUCCAUCCUCUACAGCCUUGAUAUGGACAGAGCAGAAGUUCACCCAACGGCUUGCAGCAUCAUGGUGAGAGUAUUCUCAAAUGCAGAUGAGCAACCAGCCCACU